UUGAAAUUUUCUGGUUGUUUUGUUUCGAUUGUCAUUAGUAAUUGUUUUUUCUUUAUUAUUUUGUGUUCAUCUUAAUUGCAUUUGAGUGAAGUCAUUUUCUUCUCUAUUCAUUGAGUCGACGAACACUAAUCUUGAUUUCUCUCUCAUUCAUUGGAUGAAGUAUAUUGAAGAAAUUAAGAAAUGAUGUUUUUGCCCAAUUCAGAAAGGCAAAUUAAUCUGUCCUCCAGUGAUUACAGGACACCAACUAGUAUUCUAAGUUCACUUGGAUUCAACGCAAAUUAUAAUCCUCUCAAUACCGAUCCUGUGACUAAUCCAACCAAUUUGAAUGGUGUUAAUAACAUGAUGGACAAUUAUAAUAGCUUUUGGUCACAUACUGUCCCUACUAACAUGCCUUGGGCUCAGCCACAAAUGCAGCCAAAUCCUACAAAUUUGAAUCCUUUUGUAGCUCAUCCUUACAUUAUGAGAUUUACUGCUGGACCAUCAAUUUACAACGAAAUUUGCUCUCCUGAUCCAUGUACUUCUCAAACUGCUACUGAAUGGGAACUUUUGAAUAAACUUUCUUCAGGAACUGGAACCUGUACGUCCAACCUACAUUUAAAGAGACGAAAGAGUUCAGAUGAUGAGGAUCUUGACGAAAACAUUGGUCAACCACCUACAAAACAGUAUAUCAGUGAAGAUAAAGUGACAGCAAAAUUCAAUGAAAUGAGUCUAAGCAAUGUUGAAUCACUGGAUCAUGCAAACUCACCUACCAGAGAAGAUGAUGAAUUUGAGAGCGAAGAGGAGAUCUCAAAUGACGACCUAAAACCUACUAUUGUACUUUCAGAUGAAGUUAAACAAGCUUUAAACGCUCGUAACGACAGGAUUGAGCGACUUUUCCAAGACGAAUUAAAUAAGUCAACUAAAUCACUCGUUCUCUGGCAACCUCCGAUUGGAUUACUACCUCCUCCAUUGAAUGUAUAUCAAAAUGAAAAGAAGGAAGAGGAAGAGACGACCAUAAAUAUUCCUAAAUCUUUUGAAUCAUUGGAGGUCGAUGUCGAUACUUGUGAUAACUGCCUCAUGGAUGCUAAUGAGAUGAUGGACUUAUGAUCAUGAAUUUUUCACUUUCACUUCUUUUUCAAUCUUCCUUUUUGUUCGCAGAUUUAUGAGAUUAAUUCCGAUAUUGAUUAUACCCAAUACCUGGAUUCAUUUUACAUAAUAUGAUAUAAAUUCUUGUCUGUUCAAUGAUAUGACAAUCUCAUUGCACAUAAUGUUUAAGUUACCAAAAUCAACCACCAUUAAAUUAUAAACCACUAAAAUUGUCUUAUAAAAUUUGUCUCGUUGUUUAUACAUGAA
Molecule: messenger RNA, 1332 nt
Organism: Panonychus citri (citrus red mite)
Lineage: Eukaryota; Metazoa; Arthropoda; Arachnida; Trombidiformes; Tetranychidae
Exons: 3
Coding region: 181-1086 (301 amino acids)
Source: RefSeq, a predicted model, not a curated record